Molecule: messenger RNA, 345 nt
Organism: Adineta ricciae
Lineage: Eukaryota; Metazoa; Rotifera; Eurotatoria; Adinetida; Adinetidae
Source: the annotation of a GenBank genome assembly
AUGGAUCAAAAUGAUGUUCAACAUCUUGAUGACGAGGAACAAAUGCCAGAUUGGGUGAUCGAAAUACGUGAAGGAUAUCGUCGAGAUAUGGAAAUUUUUCAUCAAGGAGUUCUCGAAUUACGAGGCCAACUAAAUCAAUGUUUGGAAGGAAUCGCAAGAACAAAUGCUGAUCUGAAACGAACGCAUCAAUUACAAGUGGACACUAUGGCACGAUUACGUUCAGUGGAUGCAGAAAUUGACUUAUGUAAACAGAAAAUGGAUGCAUAUGAUCAACAACUUACGGUGUACCGGGAAAAAAUUGCUGCUUGUAAUGAACAAGUAACGCUCAUCCUUUGGAUUCGCUGA